ACUUAUACUCCUAUACUUUUAUUAUUCAUAUUCAUUCUAACAUUUUAUUUGUAGAAAAAAAAAAAAAUGGACUCAGAUUCAUGGACUCGAAUCUCUACAUCUAAUUCUUCAUCAUCUUCUUCUUUAAGGCGUUACCAAUCUCGAUCAGAAGCAUUUCAUCACGUGGAAGAAUUUGAGAGUGAUGAUGAGCCAAGGCCCGAGUAUCUGUGUCCAUUUUGUGCGGAGGAUUUUGACAUUGUUGGUCUUUGUUGUCAUAUCGAGGAGGAGCAUCCAGUUGAAGCAAAGAAUGGGAUAUGUCCUGUGUGUGCUAAAAAGGUUGGGACUGAUUUGAUUAGCCAUAUUACCGUGCAACAUGGAAGUCUUCUAAAGAUCCAACGCAAGAGAAGAUUACGUAAAGGUGGAGCCAACUCAACCCUUUCGAUCCUAAAGAAAGAGUUCCGCGAAGGAAACCUACAAUCUCUUCUUGGAGGUUCUGCAUAUUUGGUUCAACCAACCAACAGCACCGAGCCUGAACCAUGGUUAUCUUCUUUCAUCUCCAAUACGCCUGCUGUUCAUGAACCACCAAGUGCUCAACCUUCAGAGGCUGCUGAAUCAGAGUCAAUUGUAGAAGGCACCAAUAAGGAUUUGUCACAAAGGAGCAACGAACAGCAGGCUCCCCUUUCAGAAAAGGAUCAAGAGGAGAAGGCUCGUCGAAGUGAAUUUGUUCAGGGCCUUCUGUUUUCUACUUUUCUUGAUGAUGGUUUAUAAGUUAUUUAGUCGUGUUUAGUAAACAUCAGGGCUACACGAAGUGUUUUAGGAUAAACAGUGUAAUUCUUAAAACUUCGUAUUGUAUUUAGUUGAUACUUAUAUAUAUAAUAUUUAUAAAAAUAUGCUUAACCACUA
Erigeron canadensis is the source of this 882-nucleotide messenger RNA. Its product is annotated as protein DEHYDRATION-INDUCED 19 homolog 4-like. The coding region runs from base 67 to 747 and encodes 226 amino acids. The transcript is spliced from 5 exons. The record is from RefSeq and is a predicted model, not a curated record. NCBI's taxonomy places the organism in Eukaryota, Viridiplantae, Streptophyta, Magnoliopsida, Asterales, Asteraceae.